This is a messenger RNA of Ostrea edulis (European flat oyster), 1870 nucleotides long. RefSeq names its product leucine-rich repeats and immunoglobulin-like domains protein 1. Lineage: Eukaryota; Metazoa; Mollusca; Bivalvia; Ostreida; Ostreidae. Gene Ontology annotation, cellular component: extracellular matrix. The record is from RefSeq and is a predicted model, not a curated record. The transcript has 3 exons. Gene Ontology annotation, molecular function: protein binding. The coding region runs from base 368 to 1813 and encodes 481 amino acids.
UCAGAGUGGAUCCGUAAACCAUACAGGAAAAAACAUUUUCUAUUGCCUGGAUACGCCUACUGCAUAAUAUAAGUGUAAUCAUUUAUGGAAUGAAGUUUAUAGGCUUAAACUCUGUUGCAAUAUACUUUUCUGUGCUGAAUACGGUAUCUAAAAUGUAAACUACAGGGAGAAAAAUUAAAACAAUAUUUGUGCCAGUUAUACGGACUACAUAUUGUACGAGUGUAGAUAUACAAGAAUCGUCCUGUGGAGUCAGGUCCAGAUCUUCUAGUCUCCUCAAUGAUUAGCACUCGUGUGUCAAUUGAUACAGUGAUGCAGUUGACUAUUAAUAUUGUCAGUCUGUUAUCAUCCAAACGAUAGGAAGGAGAAUAUGGAACUCUGCAAGUUUCCUGUGCUGAUUUUUACAUGUUUCCUCGGACUUCCUGUGAUAGUAACCGCACAAUGUCCCGGAGGUCUUGCUUCAUACUGCUCUUGUCGGGAUAGAUAUGUAGACUGUAGCCAUAGAAAUCUCUCGUCUGUCCCAGCAUUCCCUCCGGAUCCCACUUUCUCCACAUCAUAUGACUACUUCGAUAUAUCCUUUAACCAAAUUCGAAGCAUCCCGUCUCAAACAUUUAAGGGAACACAUUUCAAAGAAAUUUACUUGCAAGGAAAUCUCUUACAAAAUAUCAGUUCACUUGCGUUUGAAGAUGUUCAGAACACUCUUCUAGUGCUCGAUUUGAGUUACAACAAAUUUACAAAGUUACCGAAAUCGCUGGAAGAACUCGCUGUCUUACAAACACUAGAUGUUACUCACAACCCUAUGAUUCGUGGUACUGAUUAUACAGAGAGUGUGAUGCAUGCUCUUGGUGAUUCACUGACCGACCUUAGAAUUGGAAAUGAAUAUUUGACAUCAUGGCCGACAUCGCUACAUCACUUACCGAUACUAAAUAAACUUGCUGUAGACGGUCUAAGUCGAUUUGUCCGUGACAUCUCAGCUGAAAGUUUUCAUGGAUUCGAGACUACGCUUCAGUAUUUGAACAUCAAGAACACACAUCUGCUUGCAGUUCCGCUUGGAAUUAGCAAACUAAAACAUCUAAAAGAGCUACACUUUGAUCAGAAUCGUUACGUCACAGAUCGCGGAAUUUUGAUUCAGUCUUUUCCAUUAAAGUCCCCUUACUUGGAGACUUUGUCAUUGAAUGGCGAUUCUCUGACUCAAUUUCCCCGAGUUUUAAUCUACCUACCAGCUUUGAAAAAUUUUAGUAUUGAUGACAAUAAUCUAAGAUAUUUAAGUGAUUUGAAUGUUGGUGAUUUAAGAACUGUGACUAAUCUAACUUUACGAAACUGUUCCCUUCUGAGAGUUCCCGCUGCUCUUUCUGAAAUUCGAUAUUUGAAAGAUUUAGAUUUGUCCCUCAAUGAUAUAGAAACAAUUGAUGAGAACGACUUGCAGGACCUCCGAUAUUUAGAACAUUUCAUUGUUCAGAAUUCUUCCUUGAAAUAUAUAUCUGAAAAAGCGUUUGGCAGAGUACCUAGACUGAAAACUCUAGAUUUCAGAUAUACACAAUUGACAACAGUACCUAAAGCGAUUAACUCUGUAUGGCCUUGCAUAGAACACGUGCUUCUAAAUGAAAACAGAUUGGAUUGUAUGUGUGAAACACUUGUGUGGCUCCGUGAGAAAAGAGAUACCUGUCAGAGAAGCGCAUUUCCCAUAAGAAUACAAGGUGUCUGUGAUACAAUUCUUGACACGGUUGAGCAUUAUAUUGAGGAAUACAUCCCGAGAUGUCCCGAGUAUAAAGAGUUGCAUAAUAUCCCACCCUAUAACCAUACAACCCACCCAUAAAACAACUGUAUAACAAAUCAAGUUUCGUUUGUAAAUAAACGAUUUUUGCAGAAAUCA